CGACAAUGUCCAAACGAAAUAUUUGUCUACAUGUCUAUGAUUUGAACUCGUCAGUUUAGGCCCAAACGCCCGGACACUUGAAGAGGAAAAAAAAAACCACAAGAAUUUCAUCUUUCUGGGACUGUGUGAAACAAGAGAUUAAUGGAAAAUCCAGUAGCAGAUGAUCUCGUGGAGUUCUUGAAUGCCUCCCCAACAGCUUUUCACGCAGUGGAUGAAGCCAAGAAGAGACUGAGAAGUGCCGGGUAUGAGCAAGUAUCAGAGAGGGAUGACUGGAAACUAGAAGCUGGCAAGAAAUAUUUCUUCACCAGGAAUCACUCAACAAUUGUUGCUUUUGCUAUUGGUAAAAAAUACACUGCUGGGAAUGGGUUUUACAUCAUUGGUGCCCAUACUGACAGUCCCUGCUUAAAGCUGAAGCCCAUUACAAAGGUUACAAAAGGUGGGUAUCUUGAAGUUGGCGUACAACCUUAUGGAGGUGGCCUGUGGCACACGUGGUUCGAUCGUGAUCUGGCCAUUGCUGGAAGAGUGAUAGUUAGAGAGAAGAAAGAUGAGUUGCAGUCAUUCUCUCACCAGCUUGUCAGAAUUGAGGAGCCUAUUAUGCGGGUCCCGACUUUGGCGAUCCACUUGGACAGGGAGGUAAAUGAUGGUUUUAAGGUUAACAAACAAAAUCACCUUGCUCCGGUGUUGGCUACAUCAGUUAAGGCUGAGCUGAAUAAACAAGCUGCCGGGAAUUGUUCCAUUGAAAGUGGGUCGAGUGCAGGGAAGAAAGCAGAUGGAAGGACAACUACCAACCAAAAGCACCAUCCCCUUCUUCUGCAGCUGAUUGCCACUCAGCUUGGGUGCGAACCGGAUGCAAUAUGUGAUUUUGAGUUGCAAGCGUGUGAUACCCAGAAAAGUGUCAUUGCUGGGGCCUUGAAGGAGUUUGUUUUGUCUGGAAGAUUAGAUAACCUCUGUAUGUCGUUUUGCUCUUUGAAGGCACUGAUAGAUUCAACUACUGCUGAAAAAAGUCUGGAGGACGAGAGUGGGAUAAGAAUGGUGGCUUUGUUUGAUCACGAGGAGGUUGGAUCUGACUCCGCACAAGGAGCUGGGUCCCCUGUUAUGUUGGAUGCCUUAUCACGUAUUACUUCUUCAUUCAGUUCGGAUACAAAGCUCCUACCGAAAGCAAUUCAGAGGAGUUAUCUAGUAUCAGCUGACAUGGCUCAUGCCUUGCAUCCAAAUUACAUGGACAAACAUGAAGAGAACCAUCAGCCCAAAAUGCACGGUGGACUCGUCAUCAAACACAAUGCAAACCAAAGAUAUGCAACCAAUGCAGUAACUUCUUUCUUGUUCAGGGAGAUUGCAGCCAAUCACAAUCUUCCUGUACAGGAUUUUGUGGUUCGUAAUGACAUGGCUUGUGGUUCGACAAUCGGGCCCAUAUUGGCGAGUGGUGUGGGCAUUCGCACAGUUGAUGUUGGGGCCCCACAACUGUCGAUGCAUAGUAUAAGAGAAAUGUGUGCAGUUGAUGAUGUGAAGCAUUCUUACCAGCAUUUCAAGGCCUUCUUCCAAGAUUUCUCACAUUUGGAUGCCAAACUCACUGUCGACAUUUAAGGUUUACCACUUGUUUGGUGCACUUGAAACUUUUUUUUUGUUUUUAAUCAUUACAUGGAGUUUUUGAUUAUGUUCUAGUCGGGCUCGAACGCAAAUAGCAUUUGUUAAUCUAUUUUUCCCGUAUUUGAUUGAGGAGCACUAAAUUAGAAGGUGAAGGUGUUACUCAGAGUCCAUUGUUGUUCCUUCCAAGUUCCGAUAAAAAGUUGCUUAUGUCCCUAAAAAGAGCACGCUUCUCAUAUUCUUUAGUGAUAAACCCAAUUCACCCUGCAGACGGGGAGUGAUUGGACAUUUAUUUUUUUCAGAUAAUUUAUUUUGGACAA
Molecule: messenger RNA, 1904 nt
Organism: Striga asiatica
Lineage: Eukaryota; Viridiplantae; Streptophyta; Magnoliopsida; Lamiales; Orobanchaceae
Source: the annotation of a GenBank genome assembly